Perca fluviatilis (European perch) is the source of this 3492-nucleotide messenger RNA. RefSeq names its product protein kinase, cAMP-dependent, catalytic, alpha, genome duplicate a (gene prkacaa). The record is from RefSeq and is a predicted model, not a curated record. Gene Ontology annotation, biological process: peptidyl-serine phosphorylation. Gene Ontology annotation, molecular function: cAMP-dependent protein kinase activity; ATP binding; protein kinase A regulatory subunit binding. Gene Ontology annotation, cellular component: cAMP-dependent protein kinase complex; nucleus. Lineage: Eukaryota; Metazoa; Chordata; Actinopteri; Perciformes; Percidae. The transcript is spliced from 10 exons. Bases 771 to 1826 code for a protein of 351 amino acids.
AGUCAGAGGCGGGACUCGGUGGAUGGAUGACUGGAGUUUCCCUUGCGGUCUGAAGAUUAAUGGAAGGGGUCUGUUGAUCUUAGGAAUCGACUGUCAGAUGGUCGGUCCCAGGAAACCAUUGCACUUGAUGCCUGGUUUAGAAACGAAUAGAGAGAGAUCGAUUUGAAAUAACCAUCAGCGGCAAAAACGAAUAACCUGGACACCACUUUUGUUAUCUAGGUCUCAACUGAAAAGGCCUUCCUACACAGAUAGCACCUGGUUAGUUCAGGCCAGGAUACGACUGAGAGGGACGCUAAAAGCUAACGCUAGCUUGCUCGUUAGAUUGACGGAAAAACAGCUUUCGACGACCUGUCUAAUGCUCCGGACUGGAUUUUGGGAAAAUCAAACCUACUCUGGAAAUACAGGACAACCGAGUUCCAUCUUGAUUUGCCGGUGCUCGCUUGGAAAAUUGACGAGCUAACAUUACAAAGCUAACAUCUACUGGUCAUCUCUGCAAGAGUUAGCUAGCGUGCUAGCCUAGCUAACCAAAGCGUUAGUGUUAGCUGCAGACUUGGAUAUACACGCUUGGUUGGAGUUAUCCGAACUCCCUAAGGAGAGGUGUUGGAGGAAACAUAACGUUACACACGGUAGUCAAUAAUGAUAGCUGCUAGCUAGUAGCUAGCUGUCAGCGUCAUUGAGACCAGCGACUGCGUUAGCGGUGUAGCAUCACUCAACGACUUGUAAAGGAAAACUCAGUCCGAGCCCAGGUACUCCACCAUCAGCCUGCCAUCAUGGGCAACACGCCCACCGCAAAGAAGGGCAAUGAGAUGGAAAGCGUGAAGGAGUUUCUUGCCAAAGCCAAAGAAGAUUUCCUGAAAAAAUGGGAGAAUCCAGCACAGCAAACUGCAGCAUUGGAUCACUUUGAGCGUUUGAAGACCUUAGGCACUGGUUCGUUUGGUCGAGUCAUGCUGGUUAAACACAAAGAUUCGGGCCAGCAUUUUGCCAUGAAAAUACUUGACAAACAGAAGGUAGUGAAGCUGAAGCAGAUAGAACACACACUGAACGAGAAACGUAUCCUGCAAGCUGUGAGCUUUCCUUUUCUGGUGCGACUGGAGCACUCUUUUAAGGACUACAGUAAUCUGUAUAUGAUAAUGGAGUAUGUACCCGGCGGUGAAAUGUUCUCACACUUAAGGAGAAUCGGUAGAUUCAGUGAACCACACGCCCGCUUCUACGCAGCCCAGAUUGUACUGACCUUUGAAUACCUUCACUCGCUGGAUCUCAUUUACCGAGAUCUUAAGCCAGAGAAUCUGCUCAUCGACCAGCAAGGUUACAUCCAGGUAACAGAUUUUGGAUUCGCGAAAAGGGUGAAGGGCCGAACCUGGACGCUUUGCGGGACCCCAGAGUACCUGGCGCCAGAGAUCAUCCUCAGUAAGGGUUACAAUAAAGCAGUGGACUGGUGGGCUCUGGGAGUGCUGAUAUAUGAGAUGGCUGCUGGUUACCCCCCCUUCUUUGCUGACCAGCCUAUUCAGAUUUACGAGAAGAUUGUAUCAGGGAAGGUUCGCUUUCCCUCCCACUUCAGCUCAGACCUGAAGGAUCUGUUGAGAAAUUUGCUGCAGGUGGACCUGACCAAGCGCUUUGGCAACCUCAGGAAUGGAGUCAACGAUAUCAAGGGCCACAAGUGGUUUGCCACCACUGAUUGGAUCGCCAUCUACCAGAGGAAGGUGGAAGCUCCCUUUAUUCCUAAGUGCAAAGGCCCUGGUGACACAAGCAACUUUGACGACUACGAGGAAGAGGAAAUCAGAGUCUCCUUCACAGAGAAGUGUGCAAAGGAGUUUUCUGAGUUCUAGAUUCCAACCAUGAGAAGCAGAGAGAGAGAGAGAGAGAGAGAGAGAGAGAGAGACAGGGAUUUAGAAAGUAAAAGGGGGUCGGAAGGAAGGAAGCUCUAGGGUGGACUGCUAACUUGCUUAUUUGUAAUGACGACAACAAUGUAAAACCCCUCCAAUGGAAAGGUAGGCAAAGUGAAGAAAGAUCCAACAGAACCAGCAGUGUUGCCUUUUCUGAUUGUUUCUCAACUGUUACCUAUUCAUUUUAUUUAUCCCUCUUGUGUUUGUGACAGGGGCUCGAGGAGAUCAGGCAUAGGUUGUGGCUGUCCAGCUAUACUUGUAUCUUUCUAAUGGUGUAAUGACAUGUUUUUAGUCAGCAGGUUGAGGCAUUGAUUUUCUGUUAAGGUACUGAAUCUGCUAGGUUCCCUUUUUGAAUGGGCCCUCUCUACAAGCUUCUCAAAGAGUGAUUGUUGUAUCUUGUCACCCUGGUUCCCCCUCCAUCUCUCCAUCCUGAAUCUGUCCAAGCAAUACCAAGUCCAACAGAUGUGCCUAUCAUAAUGCCAACUGGUUGGAAAACUGUGUCGAAAGCAUUGGUGCAGAGCUUUGGCUAUGGUGGCAUCAACCCUUUGUGUCCGUUUGGUUUAAAGCUUGAAAACUCUCUGCACCUACCUUUGUCUGCUAAAUGUGGCAUGAUUAUUGGGUAGUUGAUGCACUCACUGUUUGCAGCUGAAGCAGUGGUGACCUCUUUGAUCAGAGUCAAAAUGAUUUAUCACAGUAAACUUCAUCUAGGUCUUACUCCUUUUGGGGACCUGUGAGAAAUGGUAAUCAUGGGGUUUGCAUUUAAGUCUGUCUUUCUCUUAGCUGAAUUUAUUAGAGCAUUUUAAGAAUCCUAUUGGUGAUCAUGUUGUCCUUUUAUGUCAAUCUCUGUGCUUGUGUGUUAUUUAGUGCUCAAGGGUGGGUUAAAAAGCUGUGGUUUCUCAGCAACUAACAUUGUGGUCACACUCCUGACUAUUGUUUAUUUAAUUCAUAGUACAUUUAUACAUGUAUAUCGAGAUAGAAGAUAUGGAGAUAUAUAUAUAUAUAUAUAUAACCUGAAAUAUCCAUCUUUUUCAACAUUGUCUCAUAGCUGUGAAACUGAAAUUAAGAUUUCAUAAAUAAACAAAUAUAAAUUCUGCCAAAUUUGCAAAUUGAGAACAUUGCAAAGUUUUCUGUAUGUAACUAUGAUGGUGGUGGAUUUUAAUACGCAAAAAAAGUAGCAAAACGUUUCAACAAAAUGUGCAUGUUAUUUUUGUACAAUAUCACUUUUAAAGAAAGAUGGCAGAGCAUUAUGCUUUAUUUGUGCUGAGGUACAUGAGAUUGUGGAUAACAUGCUUAACUAUUAAAAUGGACUCUCGGCUUCUCUAUUUUGAAGAUGGAACAAGACUCAGUUCAAUGUGUCCAAAAGUUCUUCUGGGCUUUGUUCAUUAUUCAGUUGUAGGGCAAAAGUUUGCUGAUAAUUGUCACUGAUGCUUCUCCUUGAUAAUUUUUUUUUUUCUUCCCCAUUUCUCUUGUGUAUAUACAGUACAUGUAACACCUUCAGAUAGAUUUGCAGUCCAACAAAAUUUUUGGGACUGUUGAGAUUGGAGUGUUUUCUUUCCAUUUUCCAGCUUUCUAUGUAACAAAUUAAACUAAGGAAGCUAUCCUAAAGCUG